AUGACUUCCAAUAUAUUAACCAACAUUGUGGAGGAGCUGGACUCCAAGUUUAAAGCUAUUGGGAAUAAAGUGUUAAUUUUUGUGGACAAUGCAGCUUGUCAUAAACUAAGUGAUGGAAUUAAUUUGAAUAAUAUAAAGAUAGUAUCUUUGCCAGCAAAUACGACGUCGUUAAUUCAGCCAUUAGAUCAGGGCAUCAUUCGAUCUUUGAAAUGCCAAUAUCGGAAGAGCAUUGUGGCAAAACAACAUCUUCAUUUAGAAUGUGGAUUUUCAUUGGAAGAACUUGCAAAAACAAUUGACAUUCUGGAGGCGCUGAAGUUGGUGGAAUUGGCAUGGGAGAAAGUGACGGCAGAAACUAUUUCCAACUGUUUCAAAAAAGCUGGAUCUAUUCCUGGUAUUGAAAUAAAUACGACUGAUGUAAGUGAUACACUUUAUGAGGCUUUAGGAGAAGAAAUCGACCAACAUAUUGAUAUUGAUGAAAAUGUGGAAUGUUUCGGAGAAUUUACUGUCGAAGAUAUUAUUGAACAAGUGUCAUGCUUUCAAAAUGUGGACGAAGGAUUAGAAGAGAACAGUGAUGAAGACAUUAUAAAGCCUACUAAACCCCUAUUAAAGAAGCUCUAUUAUCCAUCAAUAAUUUAA
This is a messenger RNA of Musca vetustissima, 636 nucleotides long. Its product is annotated as tigger transposable element-derived protein 6-like. Gene Ontology annotation, molecular function: DNA binding. The coding region runs from base 1 to 636 and encodes 211 amino acids. The record is from RefSeq and is a predicted model, not a curated record. The transcript has a single exon. Gene Ontology annotation, cellular component: nucleus. Lineage: Eukaryota; Metazoa; Arthropoda; Insecta; Diptera; Muscidae.